Messenger RNA from Xenia sp. Carnegie-2017, 2237 nucleotides. RefSeq names its product WD repeat-containing protein 3-like. Gene Ontology annotation, molecular function: protein binding; snoRNA binding. Gene Ontology annotation, cellular component: small-subunit processome; Pwp2p-containing subcomplex of 90S preribosome. The record is from RefSeq and is a predicted model, not a curated record. The coding region runs from base 66 to 2237 and encodes 723 amino acids. NCBI's taxonomy places the organism in Eukaryota, Metazoa, Cnidaria, Anthozoa, Malacalcyonacea, Xeniidae. The transcript has 25 exons. Gene Ontology annotation, biological process: maturation of SSU-rRNA.
GGAAGAUAAUUCGUUGUAGUUCAAGAUGAAUUUCCAAUAUUUAGAACUCUUCGUUUUCCUUUAAAAUGGUCUUAACAAAAUCGUAUCUGCGUUACGUCGAAGCUGGAAACUUUGGCGUAGUGGGAAGUGCUAGAGCUAAUUUGUGUCUUGUUCAAAGUGGCGAGAAAAGACGUGAAAUUUGCCGCGCGAUUGUUCCCGCACUAGAAAAUGUAUAUAUUUGGGACGCUAGACUUGGCGAAAAAGUGAAUGUCUUACAAGGUAACAAGAGCGAAGUGACAUGUCUCUGCCUCAGUCCUGACUCUGAACAUCUUGCUGUUGGGUAUGGCGAUGGUGUCAUCAGAAUUUGGAAUAUAAAUAAUGGUACAUCCUCAGUGACAUUUAGUGGUCACAAGACAGCAGUUACAGCUCUUAACUAUGAUUAUACUGGUGUCAAAUUGGUGUCUGGAUCAAAGGAUACAGAUGUGAUUGUUUGGGAUAUAAUUAAUGACUCAGGAAUGUUCAGACUUAAAGGUCAUAAAGGAAUGGUGACUUGUUGUCGGUUUCUUCAUUUUCAAAAUGUUCUUAUAACUAGUUCCAAAGACACUUUCGUGAAAUUUUGGGAUCUUGAUUCACAGCAUUGUUUUCUUACCUUGGUUGGUCAUAAAACAGAGGUUUGGGGCUUUGUCGUCGUCAAGAAUGAAACAAGGUUAAUUACUGGUUGUGCUGAUAGUGAAUUGAGAGUUUGGAAAAUUCAGUACAAAGAUGAUAGAACAGAAAGACGCGAAGAAACGAGAAAACGAAAGACAGCAACGCAAUCUAGCGAGGAUGAUGUAGGGGAAAUAGAGGAAUUGCUUUCGUGUACAAUGAUUGGCUCUGUCAUGAGAAGCUCAACUGAUCGCGUAGUGUCGCUGUAUUGCGAUCUUUCACGAACUUAUAUUGGUUGUCAUGGUGCUAAUUCUACGUUAGAAAUGUUUCGUCUUGCAUCAGAAGACGAAUUAAAAAAACGCUUGGCAAAAAGACGAAAAAAGAUUUUAAAGAAGCAAAGAUCACAAGGAUUGGAAGCCGACGAGCUGACGGUUUCUGAAAACGUCUUAGCCACCGUCGAAGACGAGAUUAUAAAAUUACCCGAUGUUAAAGCGACCUCAAAGAUAAGGUCAUUUGACUUUGCAUUGAAUUCAAAUAAUGAUCUAAAGAUUUCAUUAUUACUACACAACAACAGCGUAGAGUUUCAUGUCUUCAGUGAAGAAAAGAAAGAUUCAAUUAAUAUACUUUCCAUAAAGACACCUGGUCAUCGUAGUGAUGUAAGGACUUUGUCAUUCAAUUCCGACGAUUCCUGCAUCCUCUCUGGCGCAGCUGAAAGUGUUAAAUUGUGGAACAGUUGUACCAACAGGAUAAUCAUUCCUUCUUUUAGGGGAAUAAGAUCGACUCAGAAAUGCAUCAGAACAAUGUCUUCUGGUUAUUGUCUAAGUUCGCUUUUUGUACCUGGUGACAGACACGUCAUUGUUGGUACUAAGGCUGGCAAACUCCAAAUAUUUGACGUUUCGUCUGGUUCAUUGCUUGAAACUGUGGACGCACACGAUGGUGCUAUUUGGUCGUUGUGUUUAGCUCCCGAUAAUACGCUAUUUGCCUCAGGAAGUGGUGACAAGGAUGUAAAAUUUUGGGAAUUUGAUUUGAUUACGGAUGAGAACUAUUCAACGACAAGUCAAAGAUUAAGUAUUUGUCAUGCGCGAACAUUAAAGAUGAAUGAUGACGUAAUGUGUGUAAAGUUCAGUCCAAAUCAAAAGUUUAUUGCCGUGGCUUUGCUUGAUUUUACAAUGAAAAUUUUCUUCACUGAUACAUUGAAGUUCUUCCUAUCCCUCUAUGGUCAUAAAUUACCAGUUGUUACCAUGGAUAUAUCAACGGAUAACGUUCUCCUUGUUUCUGGUGGCGUUGACAAGAACAUUAAGAUUUGGGGUUUGGAUUUUGGUCAUUGUCGCAAAUCAAUAUUCGCCCAUGAUGACAGUGUCAUGGCCGUGCAGUUCGUGCCAAAAACUCAUUAUUUCUUCAGUGCAAGUAAAGAUAAAACGAUAAAAUAUUGGGACGCUGACAGAUUUCUUCAUGUUACGACCUUAGAAGGUCAUCAUUCAGAAAUAUGGAGUCUUGCAAUCAGCCAUGACGGCGAGUUUGUUAUCAGUGGGUCACAUGAUAAAUCGUUUAGACUCUGGGAACGAACGGACGAACCGUUGUUUGUCGAGGAGGAGAAAUGGUACUAUACAUAG